Temnothorax curvispinosus is the source of this 354-nucleotide messenger RNA. RefSeq lists its product as uncharacterized. The transcript has a single exon. NCBI's taxonomy places the organism in Eukaryota, Metazoa, Arthropoda, Insecta, Hymenoptera, Formicidae. Bases 1 to 354 code for a protein of 117 amino acids. The record is from RefSeq and is a predicted model, not a curated record.
AUGUUCGCGUUCGUGUCUGAGAAGACAUUCCCCGUUCAACUUACUCUAGAGGACGUUCUUUUCAUUCAACACCUGUACGGCGCUAAAGAAAACGCUAAAGUUCCAAAAGUAAUAACGACGACGACACCGACGACUACCACAACAACGACAACGAUAGCAACGACGACUACGAAAGACGUCGAGAUGGAUCUGUGCACCUUGCGAAACGUGAUGGAUACCGUAUUGAUAACGAACGGUCGAUUGUACAUCUCGCACGAACGAUACGUGUGGUCAAUCGAUAUAGACGGGAAAACGUACAAGAAACCCUUGCUAUUGACGGACUACAUGAAAUUUCUUCCUAAAUACAGACUCUGA